This is a messenger RNA of Neofelis nebulosa (Clouded leopard), 1426 nucleotides long. It is a transcript of the gene WBP4, whose product is annotated as WW domain binding protein 4. Gene Ontology annotation, cellular component: precatalytic spliceosome; nucleus. Bases 153 to 1274 code for a protein of 373 amino acids. The record is from RefSeq and is a predicted model, not a curated record. NCBI's taxonomy places the organism in Eukaryota, Metazoa, Chordata, Mammalia, Carnivora, Felidae. Gene Ontology annotation, molecular function: RNA binding; protein binding; zinc ion binding. Gene Ontology annotation, biological process: mRNA splicing, via spliceosome. The transcript has 10 exons.
ACCGUGGAACACUGGUCCCGGGGAAAGAGGGAGGUGUCCGGGCUUGGAGGCUCGGGUGGGCCUCGCGGCGGGCCGGGCCUCACCUCGCUCCGCGCAGGGAACACGAGCUCGAGCCGGACCCGGGGGCGGCGCGCGGAGCGGCUGGUCCAGUCAUGGCAGACUACUGGAAGUCGCAACCAAAGAAAUUCUGUGAUUACUGCAAGUGUUGGAUAGCGGACAAUAGGCCUAGUGUUGAAUUUCACGAAAGAGGGAAGAAUCAUAAGGAAAAUGUGGCAAAGAGGAUCAGUGAGAUUAAACAGAAAAGCCUGGAUAAGGCAAAGGAAGAAGAAAAGGCAUCAAAGGAGUUUGCCGCAAUGGAGGCAGCUGCCCUGAAAGCCUACCAAGAGGAUUUGAAAAGACUUGGCUUAGAGUCAGAAAUUUCAGAGCCAAGCAUAUCACCAGUAACAAGUACUGUCCCGCCAACCUCUGCAUCAAAUCAGCAGAAGGAAAAGAAGAAGAGGAAAAAAGACCCUUCAAAGGGAAGAUGGGUAGAAGGCAUAACCUCUGAGGGUUACCAUUACUAUUAUGAUCUCAUCACAGGAGCAUCCCAGUGGGAGAGACCUGAAGGAUUUCAAGGAAACUUAAAAAAGACAGCAGGGAAGACUGUUUGGGUAGAAGGUUUAAGCGAAGAUGGUUAUACCUACUAUUAUAAUACAGAAACAGGAGAAUCCAGAUGGGAAAAACCUGAUGAUUUCAUUCCACAUUCUGGCGACCUGCUUUCUAAUAAAGUCAGUGAAAACUCACUUGAUACCCUAGAAGAGUCCAAAUCAUCAGAUUCUCAUAGUGAUUCUGAUGGGGAGCAGGAAGCAGAAAAAGGAGAGGCCUCUACAGAAACACAAAAGCCAAAAAUAAAGUUUAAGGAAAAAAAUAAAAAUAGUGACAAAGGAACUGAACCAGAAACACAGAAAGAAAAAACUACCCAAGAGCAAAAUUCAUCAGGUCCAAAUGAAGAAAAAUCCAAAGCUCAUAAAAAAUCAAACCCGUAUGGAGAAUGGCAAGAGAUUAAACAAGAAGUUGAGUCUCAUGAGGAGGUAGAUUUUGAACUUCCAUGCAUUGAAAAUGAGUGUGUAUCAACUUCAGAACCUGAUAUUGGUGGACAAUCUAAAAUGGUAUUUAAAGAAAAAACAGUCACUUCUCUUGGAAUCGUGGCAGAUGGAGUGGCCCCAGUCUUUAAAAAGAGAAGAAUUGAAAAUGGAAAAUCUAGAAAUUUAAGGCAACGAGGUGAUGAUCAGUAAUUGCAAAAGAGCUUUUUGUACCUGCUUUUCAGACCGCAUGGAGACUGUACAUCUUGAAGCUCCUCUGUGUUUGUUUAAAUGCUAAAAAUUUAGAUUUAUUCUAAAUGUAUUUUCUGUGAAUCUAAAAUAAAUCUUUUUUCAUGUGAAACUUA